Messenger RNA from Closterium sp. NIES-65, 1461 nucleotides. Lineage: Eukaryota; Viridiplantae; Streptophyta; Zygnematophyceae; Desmidiales; Closteriaceae. The record is from the annotation of a GenBank genome assembly.
AUGCCCGCAUCCGGCGCGGAUAUUUUCCGCCUCCGGCCCCUCUCCCCAUGGUCGGCGGCCGGUCAGGACAUUUCGACACGUGGCGUGCGGCCAUUCGCCGUUUCCUACCUCCCCGCAUUGAACGCGAACGCUCCACUCACCCUCAUAGCCGGGACCGCGCGUCGAUCACGACAGCUCUGCCGGAAUUCACGGAACCCCGAGCGGCUUCUAUUCGUCGCCUCCGCGGAUCGCGCGCGCUCGAGUGGGGGGGCGCAUAGAGGGGAGGACUGGGUGAGGGGGAGCGGAAGGUGGGUUGGCGGAAGGUGGGGGAGCGGGAGGUGGGAUGGGGGGGCCGAUUCGGGGCGGAACCAGUCUUCCCCGCGCUCGGCUGGCGGGGCGCGGGGCGGGGACGACUGGGGGAGGGGGACGGCGGCGGAGGGGCGGAACUGGGCGAGGGGACGGUGGGGAGGCGCCGAUGAUUGGGGAAGCGGAAGGACGGGAGGGGGAGGGGGAAGGGGAGGCGAGAGGGGGAGAAACAGCAGGGCGGAAUGGGAGAGGGGAGGGCCCUGGCGGGCGAACUGGGCGGGCCAAUCAGAAGGCAGCAGAAACGAGGGCGGCAGGGAGGAGGGCGGCCGGAAUUGGGGCGGAAGGGACGAGGGCAGCGGGAACUGGGGCGGAAGGGACGAGGGCAGUGGUGGCAAUGCGAUUGGUGGAGUUGCGGGUGGGGGGGACCACUAUGUGACCUUGGGAGUGUCGAGGCGCGCCAGCAAGCAGGAGAUCAAAACGGCCUUCAGACGGCUGGCACGCAAGGUGCUGUGCUUGCAGUGGUUUGUGCGCUUGUGGGAAGGGGACUGCUGGACCUUAUGGCUGAGGGCGACAGGCGCCUCCCCUUGUCCCGCUCUUGUCUCCUCUCCUUGUGAUGUUGCUGUUGUGGCAGCAUGUCAUCCUGACGUGUCACGUCACCACCAGUCCACCCAGGCGUUCCGAGCCAUUCUGGCUGCUUAUGAGGUACUAUCUGAUGAGCAGCAGCGGCAGCGCUACGACUUCACCCUGCCACCACCUCCAGCCGCUGCAGCAGCUGACGCCAGGCCCUUCUGGAACCAAAACAGACGUCCCUCCGCCGCUGCUGCUGCAGCCACUGCAGCAUCGGCAGCAGCAGCAGCAGCAGCAGCAGCAUCACCUUCUUACUCCUCUGCCACACCCCCGGAUGAUACGGGCGACUGGUGGGACGGCGGCGUUGGUGGCGGUGGUGGUGUGGCUGGGAGGGCAGGUGGCGGCUCAGCUCUCGAUUUCUCCUCUCGUGUUGGCUCUCCUCGCUUCCAGGUUGACCCCUCUCUGGGACCAAAGCUGAUUCCUACGGCCCCUCGAAUGUGCACCGUUGGUGAAGGUGGUGGUGUGGCUGGGAUGGCAGGCUGUGGCGCAGCUGUCGAUUUCACUGCUCGUGCUGGCCCUGCUGGCGUCAAGGUUGACUCCCCUCUCUGA